AUGGCACAGGGAGUGCCCAUGGAUGAGCUGGAUGACAUGACUCUGAGAAAGGAAUACUCCCCGGAAGCUCUCGAGGAAACGUAUUACUUCAGUGACUACGACCAUGAUGACAGCAUUGAUUGGUACUUCGACCCUGACCACUCGGUCCACUCCUACUUGAGUGACUACCACCGCCUUGUCCUUAAAAAUGGAGAUGGCACGAGGUACCUUGACUGGGAGAAGUACUGCUCAUGGUUUACUACCUAUGAAACAGAUGAAGAGUAUCUCAAGUACUUUGAAGAAAUAUCAAAGAAAAUCAAGUGGAUUAAACGUUACAUGGAAUUUGAACGAGGAUCUCCUGAGUGGAUAGAGGUGGAAGCUAGAGGAUUUCGGCAAGCAGUGGAGAUCGCGCUAGACUUUCCCCACAUGAGCUUUGAUUUAGCUUUGACUGUUAGAUCCGAUCAUAUUUUUAACACGAGAUUUGAUCAUUUUGACCGUGAAGAAAUUGAUCCUCUUCUUUUUGAGAUUUGGAAACGUCUCACUAAGCGAAAGAUUACAUUCAGACAGGCUCUGGAACAAAUCCAGCAAGAGAACAUGUUCCCUCGACAGGAGAAGUGUAUACAAUUUGUACUGGAUAAUAGUAGUAUCUAUACUCGUUUGCAAUCAACUUUUGAUACUUGCGUGGAAGAUAUCUCUGAUGAGACUCCAGAGGAUGAAGGACGUAGGUUGAUUACAAUGGCGGUUUGGAGUAAGCUUCACAAAGAGAAGACGUGGAAUGAAUAUAUUAUGAGGAAGAUAGAGAUUGCUAAACACAUUGGGUUGGAUCUCCAAGCUACAUGUAUCCGAAUUUAA
Triticum turgidum subsp. durum (durum wheat) is the source of this 831-nucleotide messenger RNA. The record is from the annotation of a GenBank genome assembly. Lineage: Eukaryota; Viridiplantae; Streptophyta; Magnoliopsida; Poales; Poaceae.